AUGAACACCUUCACCGCCCUCGUGCCCUGCCUCGUCUUGCUUGCCACCUGCUGCCAGGCCGGCUACGUGGCGCCACAUGUCUACCACGCUGCCGCCGUCCACGUCCCCGUGGCCACCACGGUGGUGCGUCACCCAGUGGUAGAACACCACAGCGAGGUGGCCUACGUGCCACCCCACGCACACGGAUACACCAUCAGCCAGCAGAAGGUCGUCCAACCCAAGACCACCGUCACGAAGCACGACCCUUUCUUCGGAACCUACCACCAGGCCGAAGUUCAUCACGCUCCAGUGGUGACCGGCUCCCACAGUUCCGUACACCAGAGCAGAGGUGGACACUUCGUGCACCGCCCGGUCGGCACCGUCGUGUACUAGACAGCCUUCUUCACGAAAUCAUCCCCUUUCAACUGCCCCAGUUAAUUUGGCCAACAAUAAAUGCAACUCUCUCUUGCUGUGCAGGA
Ixodes scapularis (black-legged tick) is the source of this 458-nucleotide messenger RNA. RefSeq lists its product as uncharacterized. Bases 1 to 372 code for a protein of 123 amino acids. NCBI's taxonomy places the organism in Eukaryota, Metazoa, Arthropoda, Arachnida, Ixodida, Ixodidae. The record is from RefSeq and is a predicted model, not a curated record. The transcript is spliced from 3 exons.